Messenger RNA from Xyrichtys novacula (pearly razorfish), 9752 nucleotides. NCBI's taxonomy places the organism in Eukaryota, Metazoa, Chordata, Actinopteri, Labriformes, Labridae. The record is from the annotation of a GenBank genome assembly.
GAGAUUUCCUCUCUGCACACUGUCCCCGCCACCGCACCAGUGCAAUGCUAAAGCUGCAACAUUAGCACGCUUAUUCUCCCCUUUUUUCACAAUCCCUUUACAGGGGGUGGACCUGCCGUUUUUUCUUUACCGUUUUUUACUUUAACUUUCUUUACCUCAUCGAGCCUCUGUGUGUUUUUUUUUCCUUGGACAUGCCGAACAUCGUGCUUUUCAGCGGGAGCUCCCACCACGACCUGUCCCAGAAAGUGGCUGAUCGGCUGGGGUUGGAGCUGGGGAAGGUGAUCACGAAGAAAUUCAGCAACCAGGAGACAUGGUGAGUCACUUCUCUCUCUCUUAACUAGUCAUUAAAGGUGGGGGGUUUUGCUGAUAGAGUGUUGCCCUGCUGCUGUUUCCCAUGUGGGUUAGGUUAGCUCGAAGCUAACAAUAGUUUACUAUUUAGCGGGCAGCACACGUGACUGGUUAGCCACAUGUAAACACGCCAGGCUAGCAGGCUAGUUCACUCUGACUACGCUGCGUUAUUUUUCCUCGACUUUCAACACUUUGUCCGUGUCGUGUGUGCAAUUCAUUAAAUCAGCACCGAAGUGGUUGAAAAAUUGCGUGUUGUGUUUUUUGCUGCGUAGCAUGCUAACGAAGCUAAAGACCUCCCCUCUGUCAGAGGCGAUAUGAGGGGAAAACGUCAGGCCAAAUGCUGCACAAGUUUCACAAACUAUCCUCCAGUUAUCGCCUUUCGUGCUUAUCUCAACCCAAUUCAUUAAAUGUUUUUGUCAAACACGAUAAAAUAUCGUUUUAGUAGAAUAACGAGCUCGAAGUCGUGCGGAGGGAACAAAUUGUGACUAGGAUACAAAAGCUACCGUUACACCUAUUGAGCAAGUCACCUGACUUUCGUCUUUUAAACGGUUUUUAUGAUUUAUCUUUUAAAAAACGUGCUUAAAUAUGAUUAAAAUGUGUACGUUUUGCAUUACUUUAUGGGUGUCUAUUGAAAACUAAUGUAAACAAGCCGUGUCCGAUAAUGGGUGCCGUUAGCACACCGUGUUCAAACAGGCAGUUUUCUUUUACUGGCGAGUUUUAGACGACAGUGUACAACAAGAUAAAAAAAAAUUUAACUGUCGCCGUAAUGUUUUCUUUACACGAAGAGGAUAACUUAUAUGAGCUAAAAAAAUGCACAUAAUCGGAGGAACACAUUGUUAUUAGGGGUGGGAGAAAAAAUCGAUUCACAUAAGUAUCACAAUUUUUAUUUUACGAUUUUUAUACGAUUUUUAAUGAAAAAAACACUCUCUUCUCCGUCAUAUAAACAGUCAGCCGGUCGGCCAUGUUGGAUAUACCGGUGAAUCUGACGUCACAACAACACGCAAUCUGAUUGGUCAGAAGUGGACACCCAGUAUGCGAAAUUUAAGAAAAAUCGACCGUGAUCCAAAAAAACAAUUCCGCAAUAUCAGGAUGGGAAAACGUCGCUGAUGUAUUGACAGGAUACAGGUUCGAAAAAAAUAUUGACGUCUGAAAUAAUCGCACGAUAAAAACGCUCCCUGUGUGAAAGGACCUUAAAUCUUAAAAACUGACUUACAUGUGAGUCAGUAGACACUCAAUCAUUCAACUGUUUCACUGGUGUUAAAAAUGAAGACUAAAAAUCGAGAAAAUUGACAAUAUCGUAGAAUCGCAAAAAAAUGCAUCCAAAAAAUCGUAGAAUACCGUAUUUUUUGCACUAUAAGGCGCACUUAAAAUCCUUUUGGCUUGUUGGAGCACUGCAGCUACUGUCGCCCUGUGGAGUUAUUGAAUGAGUUAAAUAAAGUUUGACUUAUCUGACUGUUUUGUUUGGCUUUAUGCGCUUUAUAAUCCGGUGCGCCAUAUGUAUGAAAAUAGACGCAUUCAUUGAUGGUGCGCCUUAUAGUGCGAAAAAUACAGCAAUCAAAUCAGGAGAAAAGCAUAUCAUCCCAGCCCUAAUUCUUACACAUUUAACAAAGUAAAUUGGUUAAUUCCUCAGUGCUCACAUCACGUGCGGUUAAUUUGUGCGUGCUGUAGCUAAUUUGAUCCUUAGUUUAAUCACCGCCCGCACGUUUGCACGAGUCCUGUUGACCUUUAUGACUCUUACUCCCAGUUUUCCUGCCCAGCCUUGAACGAGUUUUUCUUUCUGGCCUUGAGCAAAGUUAGUUAAGGUUACGUCGCCUGUUUGAACCCUACUCCAGGAUGAACGUUUCGCUUUAUGUCAGCCUGUUUGUUUGACACGAGUUGACCCGGAUUCACCACAACACCGUUUGAAGCAGCUUUAGGGUUCAGGACUCUGUGUGGUUUUCCAUCCGUCUCCUCCAAAUGCAUUAGUUAACCAUGCAUAAUGCGCUUGUGAUCCUGUGGUCCAGUAAACGCCGCAUUAACAUGAUCAGAGUCGUAUUUCAGGCCCUCUGGGGUCACUCUUUGGAUGCUUUUAUCCAGAGUGCAUUACAUUUCUGUCUCUCUGAGUUGUUUUGUAAUCUCUCUCUUGCAUGACAACAGUAAAAUCACACCGACACAGGGUCACAGACACGUAGAGGUGUCUUGACUUUAUAAUCCCCCCCAUAAAAUUCAAGGAAAACUCCACGAUUGUCUGCGCUGAGACGCCUCUCUUGGAAAGGCAUCUGUUUGGGUUUCCACACAACCCAAAACACAGAGUACUUUCCCAUCCUCUCACACCGACAAGGAGGUGCUAAAGCUCGGCUUCUCACUGGGAAUUAAAGCACAGAGGGAUUUUUGCUUGCACAGGGAGGUACGUUUAAAUAAAGAUUAAUCUGACAUACUUUGCUGUCGUUUUAGGCAGAGAUCCAAGUUUUCUUUGUGCCUAAAAGGUGCUGGAAAAAUUAGUCGUGCUGCUCCUUUAAAGUGGUCACAAACUUUGUGGAGCGCAUUGUUUUGUUCAGGAUCAGCUGCGGUAAAAUAUAAGGCCGAUUUGAUAACAUAAUCGCUAGAAUUUCACUUAUUAUGACCUAAAUUAAUAAGACUUUGCAUGCAGCAGUUUUGCAACGACUUGCUGUGAUUCAAGGUCCAGAGCGAUGGCGUUUAAAAACCCUCACUCGGCUAACUGUCAUUUUUUCCUUUUCGCUCAGACUUCAACAAACACGCUGUCAGACGAGUUCAAACAAUGAGAGCGUCCGCCUUUUUUCACCACAUCUACAGACGCGUCGGGGCUCAUGUGUCAGCGCUGGCCUCUCUUAUAAAAACCAUGUGACCGUACAGCCGGACCCUGUCUCUGUCUUUUAUUUCGGCACAUGUCCGAUGAUCACAUGACCGAAGCGGAGGGGGACCCGGUCAUGUCGUCGUCCUGAUGAGGAAUGUUUCACACACACACGCUGCAUGCGCUUGCAUCAGCUGUAGACUGACUGUGUGUUUAAAUAUGUGCCUGGCAGUGCGGUUUAAGUCUUCAUCUUUUAUCUAAACAUCCUCAGAUGAGUGACAGCAGCCAGGCCUGGACUUGUUUGGAGAAAGUCAAGACCGCUUUCUCAUACAAUAAUUGAUUCUGGUUUUAUAUGACUCAUUCCUGAGUCAGUGUGAAUUACUGUUUCAUUAAAGUUUGGUAAUCAACUUUGUUAAAUUUGAACUUGCACAGGCGAAGACUUUAUGGUCUGGUUCAAAACCACAUCGAUAUAUCACUUUGUUGAUAUUUUUGGCCAAUAUCGGCCCUUUCCUUGCAUGUGUUUUGGCACAUUUCAAGCAGAAAACAUUUCUCGAAGUGAUUUAAAUGUGGCGUAAUCGCUCCUUUCUGCACCAAGUUCCCACUUUAUCGGUAACAACACUGUCAGAAUUGCCUGCAGCACCUGAGCAGCCUCCUAAGUUUACAUGUUUGCAUAACAGGGGGUGACAGAUAUUGGUUUUUCAGAGCCGAUACUGACAUUCAGAACCAACAUACAUUGAUAGAAUUUAGAAAAUGUAGAGAUUGAAACGAAGAAACUCCAACAAAAGUCUUUGCUUCAAUGACCCAGAGGGAAAUACGCACCAACAGCCGAGCCAAAGUAGCACAGAAAGGACCGAUACAGAUGAUCGGCCAAGUGACACGUAUCGGUCACCCCGCUUCAAAAAUCAGUUUGAAUGAAAUCUAUAAAGAAAAUGAAGUUAAUUAUUCAAGCUCAAUAAAUUAGGAUAUCGGCCUCAACACUAAAGUAUCCUUCUAUAUCGAUAGUGAUAUCGACCUCAUAAAUCCAAUAUCUGUCAAUCUGGUUUUAUCCCAUUUAAUGUAUUUUAAUUGGCUGACCAGUUCUGUAAAUAUCAGCAUCGAUAUCGGUUGUUGUAUCGGCCUCAAAAAUCCGAUAUCUGUCAGGUCCUUGUCUUAUUCUCUUAUUGUCAUUAAUCAAAGUCUGACUUUUUGUCCCAUCAGCGUGGAGAUCGGGGAGAGCGUGCGAGGCGAGGACGUGUACAUCGUGCAGAGCGGCUGCGGCGAAAUCAACGACAACCUCAUGGAGCUGCUCAUCAUGAUUAACGCGUGCAAGAUCGCCUCCUCGUCCAGGGUCACCGCCGUCAUCCCCUGCUUCCCGUACGCCAGGCAGGACAAAAAGGACAAGGUAGGAACACGCGCAAACACACCAUCGAACCUUUCUUUAUAGAGAACACAAUAAAAAGGGAGUUAAAAACAGUUAAAAUGCACUUAAAAAUCUUUAUUUUACACACUUUUCUGUGAUAAAAUGACAUCUGCAGCGUGCUGACUGUGCUGUUUUUAAAUAUUCAUUUUGAGCAUUUAUACAUGUAACAAAGGGUUUCUAAAACGCUACAGAUGACCUAAAAGCAGACUUAAGUGCCUAAUAAUGGUUACCCUUCAUCAAAGUCUUGCUUCCAGACACAAACUGGACAUUUAAGCUUCUCUGAAUGACUUAAGUCCAUGUUUCAAACCCCCUCAGUGACCUCUUGAACUGACUGAGUUUAGGUCGAUGUUCCCCCCUCAGAUUCACCUCACAGCUGUGUUAUCAAAAUCAAAAAAUUGACUCGUGCAACCAGCUUAUCUUGUCAAUCAUUAUCGUGUGUUGCCUCAGAUGUUUACGUCACUACAACAGAAAUAUGCUCCGUAUUGGGCAACCAAAGAGCUGCUAUGUCCUGCUAAUCAAUAGAGACGAUUCCUGGUUGCACUUUCAAAGUUGUUGAAAGUUUAAGGAUGUGUGUGUUUAGUAAAAAUGAAACAGGAAAUGAUGAGUAAAAGCCUCCAGCUGCUCUUAUUGUGAAACGAUGCAAAUAGGGAACUGAAAAUGUGUGUGCAGCUGACUCUUGUUUGCACCCCGGCGCUCUCCUCAGUGCGAUUAAACCUCUGAGCGCUCUCAAAAGCUCAAGAGGUCAGACGCUUCAGUCCGCUUUAGGCGCUCACGUUCAAAUCAGACGUGCUGAAAACACUUGAUGUCAAAUGCAAAAAGAGUGUUCACCCCGAGCGCUGCUUGUGUCUUGAUGCCUGUCACAGAGCCGAGCGCCCAUAUCGGCCAAGCUGGUGGCCAACAUGUUGUCCGUGGCCGGAGCCGACCACAUCAUCACCAUGGACCUCCACGCCUCGCAAAUUCAGGUCAGUGUGCAGCUCUAUCGGAGCUUUUCUGCACCACGAGAUACAUGCAGAGGAGUAAAUCCUGAAUUUGUCGGGUGUUUUUUCAUUUGAAGGGUUUUUUCGACAUCGCCGUAGACAACCUUUACGCAGAGCCCGCCGUGCUGCAGUGGAUACGAGAAAAUAUCCCAGAGUGGAAAAACUGCAUCAUUGUUUCUCCAGACGCAGGCGGAGCGAAACGGUAAGAAGAGCAACCUUUGAAAAUAAGACACGUCUAAAAAUGUCUUUUAACGAGAUUUUAAUGAGAGAUUUCUGAAUGUGUCUCUUUCUUCACUCAGCGUGACGUCCAUCGCUGACCGUCUGAACGUGGACUUCGCUCUCAUCCACAAAGAGAGGAAGAAAGCCAACGAGGUGGACCGCAUGGUGCUGGUCGGGGACGUUAAAGACCGCGUUGCCAUCCUGGUGGACGACAUGGCGGAUACCUGCGGCACCAUCUGCCACGCCGCGGACAAGUCAGUAAAAUUUCAGACCUUUAACGUGUCUGUGACGUGUCUUAGACUGAUACCGAGUUAAAGAGGCAAAGGGCAGAGAGGCGUUAUCAGAGUGGAAGUGGGUCACAGUCUGGAUACGAAUAUCAAACUGAUAAGCUCUUUUAUCUGAAGACUUAAGCGGUUUAAUCGCUCUCUUUUCUCUAGACUGAUCGAUGCUGGAGCAGUGAAAGUCUACGCCAUCCUCACACACGGUAUUUUCUCUGGUCCGGCCAUCUCUCGCAUCAACAGCGCCCCCUUUGAGGCCGUGGUGGUGACCAACACCAUCCCACAGGAGGAGAAGAUGAAGGCGUGUCCCAAAAUACAGGUACGUGGCGCCCCCUUGUGGACAAACAUCUCAUCCUGAAACAUCAAAAAAAAAAAAACCCUCACUGGAGCUUUAACAUAGCUAAAAUCGCAUACUUGCCCUUUAACACCACUUGAACUUCUUAUUUUCCGCUUCAGGUCAUCGACAUCUCCAUGAUCCUGGCGGAGGCAAUCAGGAGAACCCACAACGGCGAGUCCGUGUCCUACCUCUUCAGCCACGUACCUUUAUAAAACACCUGAUCCUCCUUCCUUCCUCCCCCACUCUCUCUCUCUCUUUCCUCACCCGUUCUUCUCUGAGCCACUCGACGGGCACUUCUCCUGCCGCACGUCCUCCAGAGAGGCUCCAACGACUAAAAAAAAAACAGCCUGAUGGUUUCCAGCCAGCCUACAUGCGACUGUUAAAAGGUCGCGCCCACUCGAUCGUCGUCUUUGACAUUUUCCCCCCGCGGAGACAAAUAUCACUUCAUCAUCUCUGGAGGCUAAGUUUGUAUUUAUGAGUUUCUCUUUUUCUUUUGUUUCAUUUCUGACAACCUCACGCACCCGCGGUCCGGCCUUCACUUUAACCAAAGGGUCCACGAUGAAAUAUUCGAACCUCACUUUUGAUGAACCAUUCCACCGAGGCAUGUGAUUGGGAAUAUUUUUGAAUUGUUAGGCUCCACAAAGUUUUAAAAAUAGUAAAAAAAAGUAUAAAAAGUGUGCACCUUUUCUCCCCAGAGUCUUUGCCUUAUAACAGCUGCUAAAAGUAUUAACAUUAUAAAGCUUAACUCGCUAAUUCUGACCUAAAUGUGGUAAUCACAUUUCAUCCUUUUUUUAAUUCUUAAUAAUUCAGUAAAAUCUCUCCGUCAGGUCUGGUAUUGAUAUGAUUUUCCUCAUACGAGGUGUUUCUGGGUGGGUCACCCAUGGUCAAAAAGGUCACAAAAACAAAAGGAGCCCCCAGCGUGGUGAAAGUGUUGAUACUGAAUGAUUGAAACAUUUGUGUUAAAUACUUUCACCACAGCUGUGACGGCUCGCUUGAGUUCAGAUGAAGCAGGUUUCACUGUUUGCCUGUUGGUGGAGAAAAAAAAGUGUGAUUAUUAUUUUUUUUUUUUAUAUGUAACACUUGGGAGCUGUUUCCAUGACAAUAAAGCUUUGUCAAUGGCUUACAGAUUAUCUGUCCUGCUUUGUUUUCUUCAUUAAGACUUUCCGUCCUACAUUUCCCAGAAUGCAACUCAGCAACAGCUUUUUUUCAAGCCCCUUCAUUCUGUUCAAAGCUUCAGACACUCUCAAGAGGUUUUCAGUUUGUCGAUUUUGGUGCUCCCUGCAGUCUCCUGACAAAACAAACCUCAUCACUUCAGUGACAAAUUAUCAUUUUUUUUAAAUGAGGAAAUUUUUGCAUUUUCUUCAUAAAAAAAUAUCAUUUGUCUUUUUAUGAGGAAAAUGAAAAAAUAGCUGUUUUUACCUUGACAGUUUUUCAUAAAAACUAAAAUCAUUUUUAUUUUUACAUUUUCUUUAUAAAAAUCAUUUGUGUGUUUUUAUUAUGAAGAAAAUGUAAAACCAGCUGUUUUUCCUCUGCUGUGCUCAUACCUACUCUCUUGCACAAAACUCAGGCAUAAAAGUAAAAAUCUUAAAAUCAUUCAUUUUAAUUGCUUAUAUUUUUAUGCUUUUAUAAAUCAUAAUCAACUUCCAAAAAACUCCUCAUAGGGGCUUUAAGAUCCAUUUUCCAGGCUAUUUGCUCAAUCAGCUGGAAAUAUGUUGCGUUCGGGUUACCUCAGAAGUAGGAGCUGAAAAUGACGUGGCACCCGAGUUCUGAGCGUUUCAGUUAGUUGGAUAAAAGCAAAAUUGGAGGCCUGAAACAAGAUGGCUACGUCUACGAAAGUUAUUUUAGCGCUUGCCUUAUAUUCGGGCAAGACGAGCGUUAAAAUAAAUGAACUUAAAUAUUAAUAACUUAAUUAAUAAUUUUGUAGAUGUAGCCAUCUUGUUUCCUCCAAUUUUGCUUUUAUCCGACUAACUGAAACGCUCUGAACUCAGGUGUGACGUCAUUUUGAGCUCCGACAUCUGACUUCUGAGGUAACUCGAACGCAGCAAUAGAUGAGGUAACCUUGAUGACAUCACUGUAACAUCAUUGGUUAUUUCCCCCGGCAGCAAAAAACAAUUUGGACUUUUUGAAUAGAUAUGUCUAUACAUAUAAAAAUGUUUACAUAAAUAUAUUAUAAAAGCUAAAUAAUUGGUCAUUUAAGUUUGUUUUUGUUUGCUUCUAUGCUGUGAUUAAAGAUAACCGAAGUUUGGAGUCUCAAUACAAAGAAUGAGGUAACCAUGGUGACACCACAGUAACAUCAUCAGGGUCAUGACCUCCAGCUUCAAAACUCAGAAUAGAAAAACUAAGAAUAGAUAAAUAUAUUUCAAUGAACAUAUCUUUAAAAAGACCAUUAUUAAGAGUUUUAAGCUCACCAGUAUUUUUACUGACAUAAGUGCUGUGUUGAUGUUUAAACUAAGAGAGUGAGGUAACCCUGAUGACGACAUGAUGACACAAUUACUGUCUCAUAACCUAUGAGUAAUACAAAAUAACAUACAUGUUUAUAUUCCAGUUGAGCACAGAUCUGUGAUUAAAAAAAAAAGGUUUUCGUUUAAAAAAAUCAGCAUACUUUCAUUACAAACACUAAAAUGUUUAAAAGGUUUAUUUUGGUGGCUUUAGUUACAGUUAUUGACCUUUGACCAACUUAUUUUUCCCAGUGAUACCUGCAAGAUCACAUGAGCUUACAUGUUGUAUAUAUUUUUUUUUUAUGGACUUCAUGAUAAAAAUAAAUAAAAUAAUAGUCCUGUGGCUAAUAGGUGCUUGUAUUUUUGUAAUUUUACAGCCUUAACUCAGACUUCACCCGCUUAUCUCAAAUUAAAGCAUGAAAUACUUUUUUGUUAUGGUUUAACAUUUGUAAAAAUUUCUUGACAUAAUUUGAGGAUUUUGAGGAUUUUCUCAGAUCUUUAGACUUGUAGGCAAAACAAAUCAAAAUAAAAUUGAAGUUCUAUGACUUAUAGGUGCUUGUAUUUUUGUAUUUUUACAUCCUGAACUCAGACUUUACCUGCUUACCUCAAACAAUUAAAGUAUGAUUUUAAAAGUUCUUCUUUAUUAGGGCUUAACAUUUGUAAAAGUUUCUUGACAUAAAUUGAGUAUUUUAAAGGUUUUCUUAAAUCUUUUGACUUGUCGGCAGAACAAAUUUAAAAAAAAAGAGGAAAAUGCUUAAAUCUAUUCAUUUAAAUGUAUGAGAAUCUUGUUUUUAUUCUGUCGAGGUUCGCUCUUAGUUUUUUUUUUGUUUUUGUGAUCAACUUUUUAUUAUAAUUUAAGAACAACAGUCAUUAUUCAACAGCACAUUAAAUAAUUACAAGUGAUGAUAACCAAGUGCGUAUCCAUGUACGCACACACACAAUAAAGUCAUUAUUUUUUAAAUUAU